Messenger RNA from Colletotrichum graminicola M1.001, 609 nucleotides. Its product is annotated as cytochrome b2. The transcript has 3 exons. The record is from RefSeq and is a predicted model, not a curated record. Lineage: Eukaryota; Fungi; Ascomycota; Sordariomycetes; Glomerellales; Glomerellaceae. Bases 1 to 609 code for a protein of 202 amino acids. Gene Ontology annotation, molecular function: oxidoreductase activity.
AUGGGUUGCUUUCACGUUGUACUAUUUACCCUUGAGAGCGAUACCUUUCCCUGCCACGGUGAUCUAUCCGAAAUCGCCGCCGGCAAGCCGAACGACCCUCAAUGGGUUCCAGGUCGUCUUCUAGCAGACCUACACCAACGUCGACCUCUACGUCACCUAGGAGAACCCAUUGACGCUCCCGGCGACUCCGGCCGCCACCGAGCCGCCCGUCACGACACCACCAAUUCUACCUCUGUCUCCUCCGCCCUCAGCUGGUACAUCUCCGUCCAGGUGAGAAACCAAACCACUCUGCCUAUCAUUCUUAAGGGAAUCGCCACCAUCGAAGAGGCCCUCCUCGCAGUCGAUAAGGGCGCCAAGGUCAUCUGCAUCUCUAGCCACGGCGACGAGAUCUACCGCAACGUCCCCGAGGUCUCCCAGAAUGUUGAUAUCGUAGCCGACAGCGGCGUCCACUACGGCAACUACGUGCUCAAGCUACGAGUCCUCGGUUUCAAAGUCGUCGGCCUGAGCCGUCCUUUCAUGUACGCCAAGUACUACGGCCUUUGGGGUGUCAUCAAGGACAUCAAUACCACCAAGAUCGAGAUUCUCCGUGUCAUAAUCAAAUGGAUGUAA